Molecule: messenger RNA, 627 nt
Organism: Sycon ciliatum
Lineage: Eukaryota; Metazoa; Porifera; Calcarea; Leucosolenida; Sycettidae
Product: small ribosomal subunit protein eS26-like
Exons: 4
Coding region: 64-531 (155 amino acids)
Biological process (GO): translation
Cellular component (GO): cytosolic small ribosomal subunit; ribosome
Molecular function (GO): mRNA binding; structural constituent of ribosome
Source: RefSeq, a predicted model, not a curated record
CUGGGCUUGAGGGUUGAAACGCAUGCGCACAGUCUUUCCUCUUCCCUUCUUUCCCGAUCCACCAUGACGCAAAAGAGACGGAACAACGGACGAAACAAGCACGGCCGUGGCCAUGUUCGUGCAGUUCGCUGCACAAACUGCGCCAGAUGCGUCCCAAAGGACAAAUCUAUCAAAAAGUUUGUGAUCAGGAACAUUGUGGAGUCCGCAGCUGUUCGUGACAUAACUGAGGCCAGCGUGUAUGCCCAAGAGAAGGGCCAGUUUGCCCUGCCCAAGCUGUAUGCCAAACUCCACUACUGUGUGAGCUGCGCCAUCCACAGCAAGGUCGUGCGUAACCGCUCUCGUGAGGCUCGUCGUGACCGCACACCUCCACCCAACUUCCGUCCUAAGCGUGAUGAUGCUCCGCGUCCUCCCCGUGACCAGCAACAGCAGCGCUCGGGACCUGGUGCCGCAACAGGCGCCCCCGCUGCAACUGGCAGCUUCGGCGGCGCACCAGCUGGCAGCUUCGGUGCACCUGCUGCCACUACCGCUUAGAGAUUGACGCUGUGUGCUCACACGUUUUUUACUUUAACCGCCCACCUGGUGUAGCCUCUUGUUCACAGAUUUGGGAAAUAAAUGGCUGAAAAGAUA